Messenger RNA from Culex quinquefasciatus (southern house mosquito), 1810 nucleotides. RefSeq names its product AP-1 complex subunit mu-1 (gene AP-1mu). Gene Ontology annotation, cellular component: clathrin adaptor complex; clathrin-coated vesicle. Gene Ontology annotation, molecular function: clathrin-cargo adaptor activity. Gene Ontology annotation, biological process: vesicle-mediated transport; intracellular protein transport. Lineage: Eukaryota; Metazoa; Arthropoda; Insecta; Diptera; Culicidae. The coding region runs from base 212 to 1480 and encodes 422 amino acids. The transcript has 5 exons. The record is from RefSeq and is a predicted model, not a curated record.
CCGUGUCACCACAAACAUCGUCGUCGGUCGUCGCGAGUGAAAAAAAAAGUACUUUUCACUGAAAAAUGUGUAAAUUUUCUUGCUUUUCGUGAUAAAUUUCGCGUGAAAACUCGUUUUCAGGUGGUUUACGCUGCUUCCGGGAGUGUGCCGGUGCCGGAGAAGAUUAAAUAACUCGACGAUUUCGUGCUCGAACCAGGUUAAUUGAUAAGCAAUGUCGUCAUCGGCGAUUUUUAUCUUGGACGCCAAAGGGAAGGUCCUCAUCUCGCGCAACUAUCGCGGCCACAUCGACAUGGGCGUGAUCGACAAGUUCAUGCCGCUGUUGAUGGAAAAGGAAGAAGAGGGCCUGAUUACGCCGAUUCUCCAAACGCCGGAGUGCACCUUCGCGUACGUCAAGACCAACAAUCUGUACCUGGUGUCGGUCACGCGGAGCAACGCCAACAUUGCGCUGGUUUUCGUGUUUCUCCACAAGGUCGUGCAGGUCUUCACGGAGUACUUCAAGGAGCUGGAGGAGGAGAGCAUCCGGGACAACUUUGUGGUCAUUUACGAGCUGCUCGAUGAGUUGAUCGACUUUGGCUACCCGCAGACGACGGACAGCAAGAUCCUGCAGGAGUACAUCACCCAGGAGGGCCACAAGCUGGAGAUCCAACCGCGCAUUCCGAUGGCCGUGACGAACGCGGUCUCGUGGCGUUCCGAGGGAAUCAAGUACCGCAAGAACGAGGUCUUUCUGGACGUUAUCGAGAGCGUCAAUUUGCUGGCCAACGCGAACGGAAACGUCCUGCGAAGCGAAAUUGUCGGCGCCAUCAAGAUGCGCGUCUACUUGUCCGGAAUGCCCGAACUCCGGCUCGGUCUCAACGACAAAGUCCUCUUCGAGAGCACCGGCCGCGGCAAGUCCAAAUCGGUCGAGCUGGAGGACGUCAAGUUCCACCAGUGCGUGCGCCUCUCGCGCUUCGAAAACGACCGGACCAUUUCGUUCAUUCCACCGGACGGCGAGUUCGAGCUGAUGUCGUACCGGCUCAACACCCACGUCAAGCCGCUCAUCUGGAUCGAGUCGGUGAUCGAGCGGCACGCGCACAGCCGCGUCGAGUACAUGAUCAAGGCCAAGUCGCAGUUCAAGCGCCGCUCGACCGCCAACAACGUCGAGAUUGUCAUUCCGGUGCCGGCGGACGCCGACUCGCCCAAGUUCAAGACCACCAUCGGCAGCGUCAAGUACGCGCCCGAGCAGAACGCCAUCACCUGGACGAUCAAGUCGUUCCCGGGCGGCAAGGAGUAUCUGAUGCGGGCCCACUUUGGGCUGCCCAGCGUCGAGUGCGAGGACUCGGAGGGCAAGCCGCCGAUACAGGUCAAGUUCGAGAUACCGUACUUUACCACGUCCGGCAUUCAGGUCCGCUACCUGAAGAUCAUCGAGAAGAGCGGCUACCAGGCCUUGCCGUGGGUUCGCUACAUCACCCAGAACGGGGACUAUCAGCUGCGAACGAACUAGAAGAAAAAAUGGUAGAGGAUGAAAAUGAAAGAAAUCACAAAACACACAGAAGGGCAACACAUUCUACUUAUAAAUAUUUCCACAACCCCUUCGGUUCAGACAGUUUAGAAUUGUGCAGCAUUUUUAAGAAGGAAAAGACGAUUGUAACGAGUCAUGUUUAGAAGCGAAAUCCUCCCAUUAGUUAUUUUUUUUUGUGUCUGUAAGAUGUCAUGCAUGCGGCAGAAUUGUUUAAGCAAAAGUCCUUUAAAAGUAGUGAGAAAAUCAUGGAAAAAAAAUAACCAACAGUUAGCGUUGAAGUGCAGAUGAAAGUAUUACGAAUCAAAAGCAAAA